Molecule: messenger RNA, 1037 nt
Organism: Argiope bruennichi
Lineage: Eukaryota; Metazoa; Arthropoda; Arachnida; Araneae; Araneidae
Gene: Rad1
Product: cell cycle checkpoint protein RAD1-like
Exons: 8
Coding region: 88-930 (280 amino acids)
Biological process (GO): DNA repair; DNA damage checkpoint signaling
Cellular component (GO): nucleus; checkpoint clamp complex
Molecular function (GO): 3'-5' exonuclease activity
Source: RefSeq, a predicted model, not a curated record
UAUGGGAUGAAUAAGGAUUUGGCGCUAAUUUUAAUAUAAAAUUUUACACAAAAAUUUGUUAUUCUGCUUAGGUAUAUUUUAUUAAUAAUGAAUUCAAGAUUGCAUAAUCAAAAUAGUGAUAAUGAGCAGCAAUAUGUAUUAGAAGCAUCUAUAGACAAUACGAGAAAUUUAGCUUUAUUAUUAAAAGCUAUUCAUUUUAGAGAUAUAGCCACAGUAUGUGCAACAUCUGAUGGUCUUAAAGUGACUGUAGAAGACACUAAAUCUGUCCAAGCAAAUGCUUACAUCCAAUCAUCUCUUUUCCAUGAGUACAAUAUCAAUGAUCAAACAGUUAUCUUUAAAGUAAAUCUUAAUGUUUUAUUGGAAUGUCUUAAUAUAUUUGGUGGAAAGAAUAAUCCUGGUUCUAUAACUACUGUAAAAAUGUGCUAUUCAGGUUAUGGAUCACCUUUAGUUUUACUUCUUGAAGAAAAUGGAGUUAUUACUGAUUGCAAAUUGCAAACAAUGGAGCCAGAAGAUAUUUUAGAUUUUGAAUUCACUCCUUCAAAAGUUAUAAAUAAAAUAAUUAUGCAGUCUGAAAUUUUAAAAGAAGUGUGGUCUGAUUUAGAUAUGAACAGUGAUGUUCUGGAGAUUUUAAUGUCGCCAGAUGAACCAUAUUUUCAAUUUACCACUAAAGGAAAUCUUGCAACUACUCAUAUUAAUUUUUCUAAAGAUUCUGAUAUGAUUGAAUCAUUUGAAUGUACAUCUACUAUGAAAAAUAGAUAUCAAAUAUCCCUUAUAAAACCAUCCGUAAGAGCUUUAGUUCAGUCAUCUAAAGUUUCCAUUCGCACUGAUGAUAGAGGAUUCCUCUGUAUGCAGUAUAUGAUCAAAGUGGAAGGUUCACAAUGCUGUUUUGUGGAAUAUUUAUGUUCUCCAAAUAUAGAUGAUGAUGACUAACUUAGUUUCCAUUACUAUGAAAUGGAAAAGAGUUUCUUUAAAAGGAAUUUUUAUCAUCACUUCAUAUCAGACAUUCUGAAGAUCAUUUUACGAUUCUUUUGUCACAU